AUGAAGAUUGAAGGCACUGUAGUUUUGAGAAAAGCAUCGCUUAUGGAUGCCAAAGACUACAGUGCUAGUUUUGGAGACAGGGCAGCCGAGCUCCUGCAGAGAAAGGUGUUUUUUCAACUGGUCAGUUGUGAUCAAACAGACAAUGAAACUGGCAAGGGUAAAGCUAGCCCUCAUAAGGCUGCCUUAGACUGGAAUUGGCCAGGCUUGGGAACAGUUGUUACGGAUACAACCCACAAAAUCACUUUUGAAUGGCCCACUGACUAUGGGACUCCUGGAGCUAUACUAGUCACAAACAAGCAUGCUCGAGAGUUUUAUCUCAAACAUGUUUGCAUUCAUCUUCCUGAUCAAGGAGAUGUUAAUUUUCUCUGUGACUCUUGGAGCUAUCUUCCUUCGAAAACACCAGUAGGGCUUGUGGGUUGGAGGGGUGAAGAGCUGGUAAAAAUGAGAGGAAAUGGUACUGGGAAGAGGGAGCCGUGGGAUCGUAUUUAUGAUUAUGAUGUUUACAAUGAUCUGGGUGACCUUGAGAACGGGAAGAAUCUUGAGAGGACAAUUCUCGGAGGAUCCGCCGACUUCCCAUAUCCGCGGAGAUGCAGAACUGGCCAUCACGCUUAUGAGAGUCGAAAGCAGGAGUGGAAAUUGUCAGCACUUAUAUCGCCAGGCUUCUAUAUCCCGGCAGAUGAGAAGUUCCCUCAAGCCAGUCUUUCUGACUUUCGAGCCCAUUUCUUCAAAGCUUUCUCUAAAAAGUUCAUUUCUGAUCUUGUCACAAAUCUAAAUGUAGUGAAGAAUCACUUCGGCAAUUUGAAGGAGGUUAAAAGUCUCUACAGUAAGGGACUUAACAUGCCAGCUGAUAUUACAAUUAGUUUGGCCAAAGCAGUCGUUCCCUUUCAGAUGAUAAAAGGGAUUUUGGAUACAAACGACCAAGCGGUCCUAAAAUUUCCAAAACCCAAUAUAAUAAACAGGGAUGAUAAUGCAUGGAGGACAGACGAAGAGUUUGCUCGUCAAACACUUGCAGGGAUCAAUCCUAUGGUUAUUAAACGUUUGGAGCGCUUCCCGCCAUAUGGCAAUCAGAACCCACAAAUUUACGGUCCACAGAAGAGUUCAAUCACUGAGGAACAUUUGCUUCCUUACAUGGAUAAAAUGUCAGUGGAAAAGGCCAUUGAAAAUAAAAGACUGUUUAUAAUGGACUACUAUGAUGCAUACAUGCCCUACGUGGAACGCAUUAACAACCUUGAGACAAGCAAAGUCCAUACCAGCCGCACCAUCUUCUUUCUUGGGGGUGAUGGAACCCUAAGGCCUAUUGCCAUCAGCUGUGUUUGCCUCCCACAGCUGUGGGACAUGGUGACAACCGCGUCUUCACUCCGAACUAUGCUCAAGAAGACAAGGGAUGGUUGUGGGAGUUGGCCAAAGCUCAUGUGCGAUCCAACGAUUCUGGUUAUCACCAGAUAG
Molecule: messenger RNA, 1446 nt
Organism: Cryptomeria japonica (Japanese cedar)
Lineage: Eukaryota; Viridiplantae; Streptophyta; Pinopsida; Cupressales; Cupressaceae
Product: probable linoleate 9S-lipoxygenase 5
Exons: 7
Coding region: 1-1446 (481 amino acids)
Biological process (GO): lipid oxidation
Molecular function (GO): oxidoreductase activity, acting on single donors with incorporation of molecular oxygen, incorporation of two atoms of oxygen; protein binding; metal ion binding
Source: RefSeq, a predicted model, not a curated record